AUGGGUUCUUCAGAUAAUUUUUUUAGUGAUAUUAUUUCUCUGGCUAUUAAUUGGAAUAAUUACCUCGAUCCUAAUGUUGAUGAAGAUGAAUUAAUUGAGGAUGGCCUAAGAAUGGAUGAAUUUAUGGGCACAAUGUAUGCUGCAUUUGGUCUUCUUCCAUUGCUUUCCUUUUUACUGAACUUACAAACUAUAACUACACCUCCAGCUCUUUCUGUUAUUAACCUGGAUAUUCUGCCACUACCACAUCCUGAAAUUUUAUCUCCUUCUGGAGACUGGCCUUUAUCUUCCAAUAAUGCUGCUAGCGCGUCUAAUAAAUGUUCACGUACCGUCUCUGCUGAUGAUAUGAAUGUUGAUAUAACUUUGCCCUCUGUUCCUGCCUCAAACUCUGUACCCAGCGUUCCUUCUGGUCUUCCUAAGGUUGCUUGCUGA
Messenger RNA from Rhizophagus irregularis DAOM 181602=DAOM 197198, 429 nucleotides. RefSeq lists its product as uncharacterized. Lineage: Eukaryota; Fungi; Glomeromycota; Glomeromycetes; Glomerales; Glomeraceae. The record is from RefSeq and is a predicted model, not a curated record.